Cicer arietinum (chickpea) is the source of this 1282-nucleotide messenger RNA. RefSeq lists its product as uncharacterized. Gene Ontology annotation, biological process: tRNA splicing, via endonucleolytic cleavage and ligation. The record is from RefSeq and is a predicted model, not a curated record. Gene Ontology annotation, molecular function: tRNA 2'-phosphotransferase activity. Lineage: Eukaryota; Viridiplantae; Streptophyta; Magnoliopsida; Fabales; Fabaceae.
UCGUUCCCUUUUUCUUCUCUCUCAUCCUCUUUAUUUCUUUCUUCAAUUUGAAUCGAACAAUCUCAAUUCUAAAUUCUAAUUCUAAUUGUAAUGUUGUUGUUAUCUUCUGUAGCCAACAGCAGCGUCAUUGUUCUACGCCACUGCACUCUCCUUCCUCUUCGUUUUUCAAUUCCAUCUCUCAGCUUCUUUUCCUCACCUUCUUCAAUGGACAACAACAACUUUGUCCCUUCGUACGCUCGCGCCACUCCAAGUUCUGGCAAUGGCAGAGGAAGGGCUUUUGAUACGAGAAAUGAUAGAGAAAGAACAAGAGGGCGUGGUGGUGGGAGUGGCUUGGGAAAGGAUAAAAUUGAUUCUCUUGGUAGGCUCUUGACGCGAAUUUUACGUCAUAUGGCAUCUGAAUUGAAUUUGAAUAUGAGGAGUGAUGGUUAUGUGAACGUUAAUGAUUUGCUAAAGCUGAAUUUGAAGACAUUUUCUAAUAUUCCUCUACAGUCCCACACUAUUGAUGACAUUAGGGAGGCUGUUCAAAAAGAUAAUAAGCAACGUUUCAGCCUCAUAGAAGAAAACGAGGAGCUACUAAUACGUGCAAACCAAGGCCACACAACAACGGCUGUUGAAACUGAAAGCUUAUUGAAACCAAUCCUUUCAGCUGAAGAAUUUCCAGUUUGUGUGCAUGGAACAUAUAGAAGGAACUUAGACUCAAUUCUAGCAUCUGGUCUGAAACGCAUGAAGAGAUUGCAUGUUCAUUUCUCUCGUGGUUUACCAUCAGAUGGAGAAGUAAUAAGUGGUAUGAGGAGAGAUGUCAAUGUUCUGAUAUUUCUUGAUGUUAGAAAAGCACUGGAGGAAGGUAUGAAGCUAUACAUUUCUGACAACAAGGUGAUCUUGACAGAAGGUUUUGAAGGUGUUGUUCCACACAAGUAUUUCCAGAAGAUAGAAUCAUGGCCUGGCAGAGAACCUAUUCCUUUUUAAAAGCUAUGCCAUAAUUUUGUUUUCACUCAUGUAAAGAUUAUAAGUGGAGGAUUUGUAAAUGAUUGUGCAUCCCCAUAGCAAAAUCUACACAAGCUUCAAUUCAAAGUUAGUAUUAGAUUACAUUGAUUUGAUUCCCGAUUUUUUUAAUGAUUUGGAUGAGCUUACUUUUGUUUGUGCUAAUAAUUUGUAGAGAACUAUAGAUUAAGUAACUACAAUUAUUAGAACCAUUUGCUUAUUUGUUUGGGAUAUAAGGUUGACUUGGAGGCAGAAGUGAGAGAGUUAAGAAAAUAAAGUGAUAAGAAGGUCACGAAUUGUA